GCUGUCCUGGGAACUUAAGGUGCGUGUGUGUGUUUGUGUGUGUGAGAGAGAAGGCUCCCAGUGGGUGUGCUGGGCUGGAGUGCCAGAGAAGAGGAAGGGUCUGACGUAACCCUGCCAAAAACAGCUGCGAGUCGGAGGAGGGCGUUACAUUAGUGUGCAUGCGAGGGGCAAGAGACUGUCAGAGGGAGGACACCCGAGAGACGCCGAGAGGGACACUUUGGCAUUGGGAGAGAAUGUGUGGAAAAGAAGGUAGGAGAGACAUGAUUCUGUGUAGGAACUGGAUGCUGAGACGUUGAGGAACAAGGAGCAACCUGGACCGGAGGUUAAGGAGAGCAGGGGCGAAGAAAGUGUGAGAGGAGAAGAAAAGGAGAUCUCAGGAAGAAUAAAGCAGAAGGAUAAUGGGGUGUAUCUUCAGCAAGCAGCAGUGGGAUAAAGAGACAAGUUCUCAACCCUCGGACCCCCCAAAAACACGAGACCAUGCAGAGGAUGCAGAGAUUCUCAGUUUGACAGAGUUGGAGAAAAUGGGUUCACACUGCUUUAAGGAGAGGAACUUCAAGAAGAAACACCACUGUGCUGUUUGCAGACAAACACUCGACAGUCUCGGCAUGUAUUGCAGAGAAUGUAAAACUGCAGUGCAUAAGAAAUGUGAGGAAAAGGUCUCUGUCCCCUGUGAAGUAGUUUCAGAUCCUCCACCAUUACAAAACCAGAUGAACGUCCCUCAAAGUAAAGCCAGCAUGGAGACCGUCAUGGAGAAACUGAUGGGCAGUCAUUAUGAUUUCGACUUGACCUACAUCACUGAGCGAAUCAUCUCUGUCCUGUAUCGGUCUGACCUGGACGAACAGCGUUACAGUGCUAACCUGAAAGAAGUGGCGUCCAUGUUAAAAUCUAAACAUCAAGACAAAUUUUUGCUUAUAAAUCUGUCAGAGAAACGCCAUGACAUCUGCAGGCUAAACCCAAAGGUGGAGGAGUUUGGGUGGCCUGAUUUGCAUGCCCCGCCCCUCGAUAAAAUAUGUGCCGUAUGCAAGACUAUGGAGAACUGGCUUAACUCUGACCCCAACAAUGUGGUUGUACUGCACUGCAAGGGAAACAAAGGGAAAACAGGGGUGAUCGUGGCAGCUUACAUGCACUAUAGCAAGAUAUCAGCUGGGGCAGAUCAGGCUCUCUCAACAGUUGCUAUGACGAAAUUUUGUGAGGAUAAAAUCUCUUCCUUUAUCCUGCCAUCUCAGAACAGGUAUAUAUAUUAUUUUGCCGGUCUCCUCUCGGGCUCAAUAAAGAUGAACAGCUCACCUCUGUUCCUGCAUCAGAUUCAUGUUCCAGUUUCACCCAACUACCAGUCAGGAGGAGGUUAUGCUCCCUUUCUGAAGAUCUAUCAGUCGCUGCAGCUGGUGUAUUCUUCAGGCAAAUAUGAUAUUCAGGGCCCUAACAGUAAGACGCUGUGUGUAAAUAUUGAACCAGCUCUGCUGUUGAAGGGAGACAUCCUGGUGAAGUGUUACCACCGCCUCUCAGAUGUGUGCAAAAGAGAAUGUGUGUUCAGAGUCCAGUUUCACACCUGUAGUGUUCAUGGAUCUCAGCUAGCGUUUGGCAAAGAAGAGCUGGACCAUGCUUGCGCAGAUGAUCGGUUUCCUUCAGAUGCCACAGUGGAGUUGCUGUUUUCGUCUGGCCCUCAAAGGAGAGGUGGAGAUGUGCCAGGGAAUGAGCCAGGAGUAUCUGCGAAUUAUGGCAGCACAGAUCCUGUUGUCCGCUGGGACUCAUAUGAGAACUUCAACCUUCACCAUGAGGACAGUGUUGAGGAUAUCAGUCACACACGUGGGCCUUUAGACGGCAGCUUGUAUGCUCAAGUGAAAAAGCGCCGAGCACAGGGCUCCAGUCCCAGCAGAUGCCCGACCUCCAUCAAACCCUCCACACACUCACCCACUCAUUCCUCCUCUACUUCUCCAAUCCAUCUCUCCAUCCAGCCUCUCUCGCUCAGCAAAGACACAAGUCGCUCCUCCGCACCCCCUGUAUCCCUCACUCCACUUCCCAGAGAAAAAAGAGAGAAAGAUGAAGACAGGGAAAGACACAGAGAAACUGCGAUACUUGAUGAUGGCGAAUGCUCUCCGCUCAGACCUGAUCGGCCUGUUCAGUCUUGCUAUAGUCACCCGUUUUCGCACACCCAUUCAUACUGUGGCCCAGAUUUGACCAGCCCACAUGCGAUUGCAGUUCAACCCAAACAUCGCACGCUUCCCUGCAACCGCACCACCCCAUUGUCAGUCCGGGAUCUUUGUGUAUCCCAGCCAGAUCUUUUAUGGGAAAGAGGGCGCUGUUUGCACCAUCCCUGCCCAGAAACCAUCAGGCACCUCUAUUCGUAUCCUCCUCAAGAAACACACACUCAUUCGCCAAUCCCACAGACUUCCCAUUCCCACACACUUCCUCCACAAACACGUGCGUAUUUCUCUGGGGAGGCGUGUCCUUUGUUUCAUUGCCCCGCCCUUCCUCAGGGCCACGCCCACAUCCCUCCUUCUCUGUCCCCUAAUCAAUCACUACUCAACAGUCCUUACCGAGAAUUACGAUACAGCACGACUUCACCAACUUCAUGCUCUUGUAGGGAUUGUUUGCGAUUACGAGAGGACGUCGCCCUUCAUUCUUUACGAGGAAGGGAAUUAGAAACCCUUCCUUGGUCUAGAGAGGCGGAGUUUGGGAUCCGAAGGGAGGGGCCUGUGCAUUGGAGGGAUGGGAGGGCGGAGUCUCAUUGGGAUGGAGUUCAAGAAGCCGAAUACUGGCGUCGCAAAAUAGCCAUGUCGCCAGUGAUGCUAUCAUAUGGUCACUGUCAAGCUGUCCCAAAAGAGCAAGCAGUAUAUGUCACAGACCCCCAACCUGAACAUGGACUCAGUCCAUUUCCCAGCCCCCAAAGCAGCGGCUACCACAGCCCUCAUCCACCCUGUCCCUGCUCUCCACAGCCGUUUAGAGACAGUCCAGGUUACGCCUCCAUCAGUCAUUCCCCAAACUCUUCCCCUACUGCUCUCACACCAUCUCCAAAACGAGCCAAUCACAGUAGAGUCUCGGCUGAGGAGAACCAGCAUGGCCUUAAUGAGGGAUGCAUUAAGAUUUUAUCGGAUGAUAGGAGUCCUGCAACCUUUUCUCCACCUACCCAGAACAGUGGCCCAGUGGAAGCAGGUGAAAUUGUGCAAAUCAAAUUCCCAGAAGACGUGAAACUCCCCAUAUCUCUCAUUACCAAUAUCUCCGCUGCCAGUGGAGCAGAAGAUAAAACAACCAUCACUGAUUGUACAUCUAACAGUCUCUUAAUUAAUAACCAACCAUCGUCAAAGAAGAUGGAGUCAGUGCAGGUCCAAACGCUCAAUCCCAGACCUCUCAGUGUCCCAGAAUUGGAGCAGGAUAAAGGAGACCGUCCUGGCUCAUGCCACACCUCAACUACAACCUCAACAAGUCCUCAACCUCCUCUUUCCUCCUCAGAAAGAAGCUCUGUGUCAGAAUUUUCAUCAUUUAACAUAAAUAGUGAAAGACAAAGCAUGACACCCUUGACUGACUGCAAUGAGGAAAGCAGCAGUGACCCUGAUGGCUUCAUCACACCCUCAUUCCCUAUAGCGUCACACAGCUAUCCUCUUCUGACGGUGCCUCAUGUCCCCUACACAGGCUACACUGAGAUCACUAUCCCGACCAAUUUAGCCCAACCUCCUCUUCCAGAAAAACAGCGCUCAUCGCCUCUACACAACACAUCUGAGUACACUCCCACUUCCUCAAUUAAAUCAGCUGGAAAACCUUCGGUUUCAUCUGCACAGGUCCAUGUAUCUUUCUCCACCACCACAAAUGAAGUGCCUCCCAAAUCUACAUGCAGAAUACCUCCCUCUAGUGGUGUGGAGGAGCCCGAGAGCCGCCUCAGCUCCAAGUUUGUCCAGGACAGCUCCAAAUACUGGUACAAACCUGGCAUCUCCCGGGACCAGGCGAUUGCAGUAUUGAAGGAUAAGGAGGCAGGCUGCUUCCUCAUCAGGGAUAGUAAUUCAUUCCAGGGCGCGUAUGGAUUGGCACUGAAAGUGAGCACAGCUCCAGCCCACACCAAUUCCCACACAGAGCCGGGCAGCGCACAGGAACAGCUGGUCAGACACUUCCUGAUCGAGAGCGGCGCUAAAGGAGUCAAGAUCAAGGGCUGCCAAAAUGAAACAUAUUUCGGCUCUCUGUCUGCUUUGGUGUAUCAACACUCCAUUACUCCUGUGUCUCUUCCUUGUGUCCUGCGUAUUCCAGAUCGAGAUCUUGUUGGUGAAUUGCAGGAGUUGCAAAGUGGAACAAAUACCAGCACAGCAGCAGACCUGUUGAAACAGGGGGCAGCUUGUAACGUUCUCUACCUGAACUCAGUGGAAACAGAGUCUCUGACGGGCCCGCAGGCCGUCUCAAAAACAACCAAGUGCACUUUGACCCAGGAGCCUCGUCCUUCACCAACAGUCGUCCACUUCAAAGUGUCCACUCAGGGCAUCACCCUCACUGAUAACCAGCGCAGACUGUUUUUCAGGCGACAUUACCCAAUUCAUAGUGUGACGUUCAGCAGUGUGGAUCCGCUGGAUCAAAGGUGGGUUGAUGCUGAUAACACUUCCUGCAAGAUGUUUGGAUUUGUUGCGCGGCGCAGUGGUGCUUUGGGAAACGUGUGUCACCUGUUUGCAGAGCUCGACCCAGAGCAACCCGCCACAGCCAUCGUGAACUUCAUCAAUAAAGUCAUGCUGGGACCUCAACAGCUGCGAAAAUGAACACAGUAUUGAGGAAAACAAAACCGGGGAUAACAAAACAAGGACAAAAUGGUAUGAAAUAGAUGCUGGCAGUGUUAUUUAUAUUUAUAUAGAGAGGUUUUGUAAUUAAGACACACACAAAACUCAAUAUUCAAGCUUCCUUUUGUUCUGCCACAUUCAUAUCUGGUGAAAAUCAGUCAUUUAAGGGCAAGUCCUUUUCGAUUUUAUUACAUAGACGUUAAUUAAAUGAGAACAAUAACAACUGGACAUUUUUUUUCUGGUAAAUGGAAAUAAAUAAAUAAAUAAAUUAUAGAGUGAAAUUUUUGACAAUCCAACCUAUGUUGGGUUGAAAAAUGGGCUUUUUAAUCAUAGCACUCAUGAUGCUGAAGCUGUGCGACUGUCAUUGUGUUAUGUUUUUAUUUUCAUUCAAUUUGAUUUGAUGUCCUUGUGCGUUUGUUUUUUAGUUUUGAUUGUGUGUUUUGUAUUCAAAAUGGCCUUCACAAGCCACGAAAUUCAUAUUUUUAGUGACCGAGGCAUUUUUAAAUUCCUACUUAUUUGGCAUUUUAAUAAAAAUGCGGAGAAAAUAUGACGAACAUAAAUGCCUUAGACUCUCCUUUUUCAUAUACAGUAUCUGAUGUCCAGUUAUUUAAUAAACGUUUGCAGUUAU
Danio aesculapii is the source of this 5379-nucleotide messenger RNA. RefSeq names its product tensin 2b (gene tns2b). Bases 399 to 4733 code for a protein of 1444 amino acids. Lineage: Eukaryota; Metazoa; Chordata; Actinopteri; Cypriniformes; Danionidae. Gene Ontology annotation, biological process: peptidyl-tyrosine dephosphorylation. Gene Ontology annotation, molecular function: protein tyrosine phosphatase activity; protein binding. The record is from RefSeq and is a predicted model, not a curated record. The transcript has 26 exons.